Archocentrus centrarchus (flier cichlid) is the source of this 1463-nucleotide messenger RNA. Its product is annotated as potassium voltage-gated channel subfamily S member 3-like. The transcript is spliced from 2 exons. Lineage: Eukaryota; Metazoa; Chordata; Actinopteri; Cichliformes; Cichlidae. The coding region runs from base 144 to 1463 and encodes 439 amino acids. The record is from RefSeq and is a predicted model, not a curated record. Gene Ontology annotation, cellular component: membrane; voltage-gated potassium channel complex. Gene Ontology annotation, molecular function: voltage-gated potassium channel activity; protein binding. Gene Ontology annotation, biological process: potassium ion transmembrane transport; action potential; protein homooligomerization.
CACCACCGCAGCGCACCGCAGGGUGUCCUGAACGGCACUCCCGACCGGACAAAGUGAAACAGCCGCAGGACGCAACACACGGACACAUGAGCAGGCACUGAUGCCUGUGAGAUUUUCACCAGGGACUGUGAGCAGCUUUCAUCAUGGUGUAUGGACAGAUCCUCCAGCAGCCUGAGGGUUGCUUCAUUAAUGUCAAUGUUGGAGGUUUCAAGCAGCGAAUGGACCUCACCGUCCUGAAACGAUUCCCACAGACACGCCUGGCUCGUCUUCUGUGCUGCAGCUCCAAAGAAGCCAUCCUGGAGCUCUGUGAUGACUUCAGUCCUUCUGAAAUGGAGUACUACUUCGACCGCAGCCCAAGUUUUUUCUGUUACAUUCUCAACUUUUACCUCACGGGGAAAAUCCACCUGGUGGAUGGGCUGUGUGUGGUCUCAUUCUUCCAAGAAAUUGAGUACUGGGGCAUCAAGGAACGUCACCUGGACUUCUGCUGCAGCAACAAGUUCUAUGACCUUAUGGAACUUGCUGAGGAUGGAUUAUGGGAUCAGAGAAGUGAUGAGGGCCAGCUCAACAGCUUUGGCUCAUCUAUUGGUGAACUGUCUGCUUUGGAGGAUGACACACAAAUGUUUGAAGGCUCCUGGUGUGCAAAUGUCCGCCAGAGUGUUUGGAUUAGACUUGAAAAUCCCGGUUUCUCCACAUCAGCCAAAGUUAUGGCUGUAGCAUCCCUCAGUGUAGUCAUCGCCUCCAUUGUGGCCAUGUGUGUUCACAGCAUGCCGGAUUUCCAUCAGGUAGAUCCUGAUGAAAAAAAAAUUGAAAAUCCAGUGCUGAUGUUUGUUGAGAGCUUCUGCGUCGUGUUUUUCUCUGCAGAGUUUAUUCUUCGCUUGGCUGUUUCACCAUCAGCCAGGAAGUUCCUGUGCAGCCCUCUCAACAUUAUCGAUCUGCUGUCAGUCAUGCCCUUCUACGUCACUAUCCUGUGUGACAUAAUGAAUGCGGACGAGAGCACAGACCUGGAGAACGUUGGCAAAGUUGUGCAGAUCUUGAGGCUGAUGCGAGUGUUUCGUAUUUUAAAACUGGCUCGCCACUCAGUUGGCCUUCGCUCUCUUGGCGCCACACUACGACACAGCUCCCGUGAAGUGGGCAUGCUGGUGCUUUUCCUGUCCGUGGGUAUUUCUGUGUUUUCGUCCCUCAUUUACUGUGUGGAGAAAGAUUCUCAGGAGUCUGAGUUGCAAACUAUCCCUAUCGGGUGGUGGUGGGCCACCAUUAGCAUGACCACAGUGGGCUAUGGAGACACCUUACCUGUUACUUUAGCUGGGAAGAUCAUAGGAACUCUGUGCAUCAUCUGCGGGCUGCUGAUUGUGGCUCUGCCCAUUACUAACAUCUUCAACAAGUUCUCCAAGUUCUACCAGAAGCAAAAAUGUUUAGAUCUCAAGCCAAGCAAUGACUGCUCCCUCUCCAGCAAACACAACUAA